GAGACAGUCUGGUGCGCUCGCUCCUGCCAGGAAGUUGUUGGUAUUCGGGAAAUAACAAAGAGACAAAAACAGGCAUAUUAAAUUUCGUCGCAACUACACGCGGGGAAUCUAUUAAACGCGUAAGGUAUCUGGACAUUUACUGAAGGACUAUGGACUAAUCGAGGAGUAAUCGAUGGAGGCACAGAGAAGUUUUGGUCUCGUCUGGUUUGUGCUGCUGUUGGGCAUAAUAGGCUCUACAGCCAGAGAAGUGGGACUCCUGCGCGAGACGCUGUACAAGGGUUAAAGAGGUCUACACUAAAAAAAUAUGUCUUGGGACAGAUAUGAAGCUGGCUUUACCCUCCAGUCUAGAGAAUCAUUAUGAGAUGCUCCGGCUGCUGUAUACAGGCUGUCAGGUGGUUCAUGGUAACCUGGAGAUCACUCACCUGCAGGGCUCACCAGACCUCUCAUUCCUGCAGGGUGUAGUGGAGGUUCAGGGUUAUGUGCUGAUAUCUCACGUUUCAGUGCAAUCAGUUCCUUUGGACAGUCUGCGCAUCAUACGUGGCAGUCAACUCUAUAACUCCAGCUAUGCUCUCGCAGUACAUGACAACAUUCACCACAGUCAGGCAGGACUCGGUCUGAGGGAGCUACGUCUCAGGAAUCUCACAGAAAUUCUGCUUGGUGGGGUUUAUAUUUGGGGAAAUCCUCAACUGUGCUUCCCUCAGAAUAUUAAGUGGGAUGACACCGUCUAUAAAAUUCAAAGCAAACUGUUGCACCUGCAAGACGUGCCAAAGAACUGUCCUCUUUGUUCUUCAGCAUGUGGGUCUGGUGGAUGUUGGGGAAAAACGGAUCAGGACUGUCAAACACUGACCUCUGUUCAUUGCUCAUCUGGUUGUUUCCGCUGUAAGGGUCCGAAACCUAAUGACUGUUGUCAUGUGCAGUGUGCUGCUGGAUGCACAGGGCCGAAAGACUCUGACUGUCUGGCCUGUCGUCACUUUAAUGACAGUGGGACGUGUAAAGACAAUUGCCCCCUGCCCAACAUCUAUGACCCAAUAACCUUCCAGUCCAAACCCAACAAGGACAAAAAGUUCAGCUUUGGAGCUACAUGUGUAAAACAGUGUCCACAUAACUAUUUGGCCAUGGAGGUGGCGUGUACCAUGGUUUGUCCCAAAGCUAACCAGGAAGUCAUUACUGUUCAAACAGAUGGACAAGAAACACAGAAAUGUGAAAAGUGUGAAGGAGAGUGUCCUGAAGUGUGUUAUGGGUUAGGUAUGGGAAACCUUCAGGGCGUGUCAGUUGUGGACGCCACCAACAUUGGCAUGUUUGUGGGCUGUAAGAAGAUCUACGGCAGUUUGGCUUUUCUUUCAGACUCAUUUAAAGAGAACACUGUUACCAAUUUAUCUGGACUGCAGUGGAGUGACUUGGAGAGGUUAAAGACUAUAGAGGAGAUCACAGGAUAUCUGUACAUUGAUGCAUGGCCAGAUUAUUUGCCUGAUCUGAGUGUUUUUGAAAACUUGAAGGUGAUCAGAGGAAGAAUGCUUUACAAGGGUGUUUUCUCUUUGGGAGUUCAGUCUUUGCAUAUCGAGUCUCUCGGUUUGCGUUCAUUGCGAAGUGUCAGUGGUGGUUUAGCUCUGAUUCAUAAUAACUCUAGACUGUGCUACAUCUCCUCUCUGAACUGGACCUCUCUGCUACACCCCACGCAGGGACCCAACCUCAUCAGCAACAACAACCAAGACCAACAAACAUGUGUUUCAGAGGGCAGAGUGUGUGACCCCUUGUGUGCUGAAACGGGCUGCUGGGGCCCAGGACCUGGUCUGUGUGUGUCGUGUGUCAAUUACAAACGUGGGACGGAGUGUGUGGAGCAGUGUAAUGUCCUACAGGGGUUAGUACGGGAGUUUGUGGAUGGUUCUGGCUGUGUCUCGUGUCACCCAGAGUGUCGAGCAGUCAAUGGCUCUACCUCCUGUACAGGCCCUGGUCCAGAACAGUGUAAGGAGUGUAUGCACUUUCAGGAUGGAGAUGUGUGUGUGGAGCGCUGUCCCAGUGGUGUGAAAGAGGACCAGCACACUGUGUGGAAAUACUUCAAUGCUACAGGACACUGUCUGCCCUGUGAGACCAACUGCACUGUCUCGUGCCCAUUAGAUGAUAGGGGGUGCCCCAUCCAACAGAAAACUGGGCCUGGUACAACCAUUGCGAUCACAGUUGGUGGUGUGUUUCUCUUCGUCAUUUUGCUGGCACUGCUGGUGUUUUACCUGCGCCGACAGAAGCACCAGAAGAAAAAAGAAACCUUAAGGAGAAUUCUGCAAGAGCACGAGCUGGUGGAGCCUCUGACUCCGAGUGGAGCAAUGCCCAAUCAGGCUCAGAUGCGCAUCCUUAAAGAGACAGAGCUUAAGAAACUCAGAGUGCUGGGAUCUGGAGCCUUUGGCACAGUCUAUAAGGGUAUCUGGGCACCUGAUGGGGAGAACGUUAAGAUCCCAGUGGCCAUUAAGGUUUUACGUGAGAACACCUCACCCAAAGCCAACAAAGAAAUCUUGGAUGAGGCGUAUGUUAUGGCAGGCGUGGCGAGUCCAUAUGUGUGCCGUUUGCUGGGUAUCUGUCUGACAUCUACGGUUCAGCUGGUCACUCAGCUCAUGCCAUACGGAUGUUUGUUGGACUAUGUCAGAGAGAACAAGGAUCACAUUGGCUCUCAGUACCUCCUCAACUGGUGUGUACAGAUUGCUAAGGGAAUGAGUUACCUUGAAGAAGUGAGGCUGGUUCACAGAGACCUUGCAGCUCGGAACGUUCUGGUCAAAAACCCAAACCAUGUGAAGAUUACAGACUUUGGGUUGGCCAGACUGUUGGACAUAGAUGAGACCGAGUACCAUGCUGAUGGGGGAAAGGUGCCCAUCAAAUGGAUGGCACUUGAGUCCAUAUUACACCGGAAGUUUACUCACCAGAGUGAUGUAUGGAGCUAUGGGGUGACUGUAUGGGAACUGAUGACCUUUGGCAUGAAACCAUAUGACCUCAUACCAGCGCGGGACAUUCCAGAACUGCUUGAGGAUGGAGAGAGGCUCCCUCAGCCAUUCAUCUGUACCAUAGAUGUAUAUAUGAUCAUGGUCAAAUGUUGGAUGAUCGAUCCCGAAAGUCGGCCACGAUUUAAGGACCUGGUGGCUGAUUUCACUUCCAUGGCACGGGAUCCCCCACGUUAUGUAGUCAUUCAAAAUGAUGAGCAAAUGAGUUUGUCGAGUCCCGUUGAUAGUGAGUUUUUCCGCACUCUAAUGGCGGAGGAAGGGGGGAAUGUGAAGGAGUUACUGGAUGCAGAAGAAUAUCUGGUGCCCCAGCCUGGCGUCUUCAACACACAAGGAGAAAUCAGAGCCAAUGGACCCAGCAGACACCACUCACACCGGAGCACAGAUCAAGGCUUAGUGAUGGAUGGUAUGCCAAGUGGGAAGGGUUUGUACUCCUCUGUCAGCACUUUGGGGCAGAGUCAGUACCCAACACUUCCUGUGGGGGCAACGGCCAAUGGGAUGUGGGCAGGGCCACAGUACCCCUCCCUUGUACGGAGCAUUUCACACCAUUCAGCUGGGGGCCAAUCAGAUUCUGUGUUUCUGGAUGGGGACGUGGAGGGAAACAGCCCUCCAUCUAGUCCUGGGCGCUACUCUAAAGACCCCACCAUCCCCUAUGGCAUAGAUGGAGAGUUGGAGACCGCUGGUCCUAUCACUUUCCUUUCACACACACUACCACGUGGAGCACACACACAACCUGAGUAUGUGAACCAGGACGUCCCAUCAGAGCAUCCCAGCACCCUUCCGCGCAAAGCAGGCGAGAGGCGGUUCAUUAAUGGUCUGUGUACAGGGGACAGUGUGGAGAACCCAGAACACUUGGUUCUUGUGGGCAACAUGUCACCCACUUCACCUGCCUUUGACAAUCCCUACUAUCAUGAUAUUGCAGCUAAAGCUAAGGCAAUCACCGGAGCAUCCCUGAAUGGCGGUCCAACUCACAGGCAACCUAAGGGCUACAUGACCCCCACAGCAGAAAAUCCAGAGUACCUGGGCUUAGCAGAGACAUGGAGUGGUCAAGUCGAUUAUACUUGAGUGAAAUAAUGUGGUACAGCAAAUGUGUGACUGUAAUGACAAGGUGGUGUAUGAGUGAAUGAAUGAGUAAUGUCAUGUAUUUUGUGAAGGACAUUCAGGCCUCUGGGAAUGGUUUCACUUGACUGUCUUCUAAAUCAACACAAAACCCAGUGUAGCAUUUUGAAUGGGAGUUUGAACUUGAAAAUGGAUGCAUCUUUGCCAGAACAAUCAGCUUUGGAAAUGUGCUGACUGAGCUGACAAAAAAUGUGGAACGAGCAUUUUGGUACAAGCUUUUUAGUAUGUUUUUUAAGACAGUUUGAAUGAUGACAAUGUUAAAUAACACUGGAUCCAACAAUAUGUCUUCGGAUAUAACACUACUACAUGGCUUUUAAUUUGGGAUUUAUUUUGCUCAUCUUGCAAGAACAUCACAUCACACCUUUUUCUAAAGGUUCAAUUCAAUUCAGAACCAGUAGCAUAAACUCUGGUUUUACAGACAGCUGUGUGAGAGCAGAACGGGUGUGUAGCAUUGGUGUAACUCUUGAUCAAAGCUUGACAGCUUGACAUGAUUAAAGCCAUUCUGUUGUCUAUGUGAAGGCCCUGGGUGAGCAGCUAGACUAUUGUGCCAAUGUAUGAAAGAGAGACAUCAUUGCCACAGGAAACGGGUGCAACUGGCCAUGAAGAUUCAUCAACAUUUUUCCUCUGUAAUAUAUCCAGCUUUUUACACUUUUGUGGGUAUUUUUUUAAUUCAUUUUGGUUCUUAUGAGUAAUGAUUAUUUUCAUUAUGGACUUGGUAGCAGUUGUACAGUGAAAUUAUGAUAUAUGGCCUAUAUGUAGAGCAAGGUGAAUCUCACAAAGAGGUGUCCCAAUAAUUUUCUACCCAAAAAUCUAAGGAAAAAUAUACAAAAUUAUAUUUAGCAUAAAGAAUAUGAAGCACAUGUUAGGACUAUUGAGAUUAAUAAAAUGUAUUUGUUUUAUUUUUAUUUUACAAUUAUUUUAAUGGCAAUUAAAAACAUUUUCCAUGCAAAUUUGCAAUAAUGUUGUGUCUGGAAAUUGUUGUUUUGAGGUUUUGUUUUUUUGUUUGUUUUGUUUUUGUACUUCCCAUAAUUCUCAAAGUUGAUUAUUAGAUUAGAUAUCAUUAGAUUCUCAUUAUUGCAGUGCAGUAAUUUUUAAUUUGAUAAAAUAAGCAUUAAUGAUUAAGUCAGUACAACGUAUCCUACCAUGAUAAAUAAAUACUUUACAGUUAAAGUGAUAAAUAAUUUUCUUCAUAUUACUGUAAUGAGAAUUAGGUUUUUUUAUUUUAUGUAAGUGAGAGGGAAAUGUACUUAACUGUCUUGAAAAUAAUGUCACAAUUGAUCUUAAUGGUCAUAAAAUAGGCUUCGUCAACUUGCAAAAUAGGAUUUCUCUUUGCUUGCUUUAAUUUUGGGUAUAUUUCUCACUUAUAUUUUUGUUAUAUAUUUUUUUAAUGUUAAAAAAUAUGUGAAAGGAAUCAUUGCUUUACCAAACCGAGUGCCUUUUUUGCAGUAAUGUAUACAAUGUGUUAUUAAUUGAUCUGAUGGGCCCCUUCAGUUACUUUCAGAUUACCUUUUAAUUUUGUAAAAAAAAAAAAAAAUGAAGACUUUAAGCCAACUCAAAAUUUUAUCGUCCAUGUAUAUAUAAUGCCUAUUGUGAUAGCUUAAUGAGAUUGCAUAAAUUUGCUUCACAUAUACACACAAAGAAGGCUAACACUAAACACAGUGUUGUGCUGUAAAUACUUCACAUUUAAGAAUGUAAUCUAAUUUCCAUAAAUUAGCAGCUGUGGCCUCUGGGUGGACAAACGCCACUUCAAUGCCUCCAUUGUUCCAACAUGUGCCUUUUGUGAACUACCCGACUCAAGCAGCCAGUUAAUGUCCUCUCUUUUGAGACAAGAUGUGUGUAAUUUCCUUGCCAUGUCAUUAGACAUUCUUUGGGGGAGUUUUAUAUUUAGUUCAAUCAUUGUCACUAUGUCAAAACUAUUUUAUCUUAAAUUCAGAUGUUUGACAAUCUAAAAGGCUUUAGUAGUUAAUUAUUAAUUUUCUUUCAUGAUCCUUAUAGUUAUGGAGUAAUAACCUGAAUAUGAACAUUUGAAUUUUGUUUUUGGACUAUGUGAAAUCACUCAAUACUGAUGAUGAACUUGUGAGUUGAGUAGCUGGAGGGAGAGAGUGAUAAUAUGCAUGCUAAUGGUAUGGUGCAUUUUAAUGUUAGCCCAAACAAUGAAAUGAUUGUAUUUGAAAAUAAGGAAUGGUGGUAAAACUGUUUGUUGAA
Messenger RNA from Myxocyprinus asiaticus (Chinese sucker), 6305 nucleotides. RefSeq names its product receptor tyrosine-protein kinase erbB-2-like. The coding region runs from base 321 to 4046 and encodes 1241 amino acids. Lineage: Eukaryota; Metazoa; Chordata; Actinopteri; Cypriniformes; Catostomidae. Gene Ontology annotation, cellular component: basal plasma membrane; signaling receptor complex. The transcript has 28 exons. Gene Ontology annotation, biological process: multicellular organism development; neuron differentiation; positive regulation of cell population proliferation. The record is from RefSeq and is a predicted model, not a curated record. Gene Ontology annotation, molecular function: transmembrane receptor protein tyrosine kinase activity; ATP binding.